Penicillium angulare is the source of this 525-nucleotide messenger RNA. RefSeq lists its product as uncharacterized. The transcript has a single exon. Lineage: Eukaryota; Fungi; Ascomycota; Eurotiomycetes; Eurotiales; Aspergillaceae. Bases 1 to 525 code for a protein of 174 amino acids. The record is from RefSeq and is a predicted model, not a curated record.
AUGCGUUACCAAGAGGAUCCGCAGGAGACAGCUGCGAAAUCAAGCGCCUCCGCAGGAGACAGCUGCGAAAUCAAGCGCCUCCGCAGGAGACAGCUGCGAAAUCAAGCGACUCCGCAGGAGACAGCUGCGAAAUCAAGCGACUCCGCAGGAGACAGCUGCGAAAUCAAGCGCCUCCGCAGGAGACAGCUGCGAAACCAAGCGACUCCGCAGGAGACAGCUGCGAAAUCAAGCGACUCCGCAGGAGACAGCUGCGAAAUCAAGCGCCUCCGCAGGAGACAGCUGCGAAAUCAAGCGACUCCGCAGGAGACAGCUGCGAAACCAAGCGACUCCGCAGGAGACAGCUGCGAAACCAAGCGACUCCGCAGGAGACAGCUGCGAAAUCAAGCGACUCCGCAGGGACAUCUGCGAAAUCAAGGCCCCCUGGCAAUGUGCAAGCACCUCUGCGUGGUGCUAGGGACCAGUAUUCAUCUCACCUGGGGACUGCAACUCCCAUGGGGACUGAAGAAGCCAAGACUUGCACAGUAG